UUGACGGUAGAUUGGCUUGAGCGUGGAUGUCCGUCUGGUACAGUUAAAAUUUCAAUCCUUCCUUCCGUCAAGCCGCUCUUCUCCUAUUUCAUGGGGCUGGCAAUAACCGUUGGACACCAUUGGACCCACCCAGAACAGACAUAAAGGCUGUUGUGUCUGUAAAUGUAACGGCAGACGCCGCAUCCAUCGUUGACUCCGUUAUUGUCGCCACCAUUUUGGCCGUCAGUGAUGGAGCAUAUCCGGACGCCCAAGGUGGAAAAUGUGCACCUACUGGAGCGUUCCGCUUGUCAGAGGAAGGCCAGUGUGGGGACCCUCUACCUUUCUGCCACUCACACCAUCUUUGUUGAGAACAACCCUGAGACUCGCAAGGAGACCUGGGUGCUGCACAGCAUGGUAAGCAGUGUGGAGAGACCACCAGCCAGUCCUGCAGGGAGCCAGCUGAUCAUGUGCUGUAAAGACUUUCGUAUAUUCCAUCUUUACAUACAGUCGGAGCGAGACUGUUUGGAUGUCCACACUUCAUUAGCCCGGUUGUCUCGACCAGAGAAGUACAGCGAGCUCUACUGCUUGUCCUUCAAUCCUAAUGUCAAUAAGGAAAAAAGAGAGGCAUCAUGGAAGUUUAUUGACCUCACAGAAGAUUUCAAGAGGUUAGGCGUUCCCAACAAUUUAUGGGUGGCGACCACUGCCAACACUGAAUACAGGGUAUGUGACACCUAUCCAUCAGAGUUGUUCGUUCCAAAAUCAGCGACACCAGCCGUCAUCGUUGGUAGUUCCAGGUUCAGAAGUCGUGGACGUUUUCCUGUUCUGUGCUACUUUCACCAGGACACUCUGGCUGCGGUGUGCAGAUCCAGUCAGCCACUGUCAGGCUUCAGUGGGCGCUCGCUGGAAGAUGAGAUGAUGCUUCAGUCCUUGAUGAAGUCCAACCCUGGAAGUGACUACAUUUACGUUGUGGACACAAGACCCAAGCUAAAUGCCAUGGCCAACCGUGCGGCUGGAAAAGGCUAUGAAAAUGAAGACCACUAUAACAACAUAAAGCUGCAAUUCAUAGGCAUCGAGAACAUUCAUGUGAUGAGGAACAGCCAGCAAAAGCUCACUGAUGGUAAUAGAGCAUUUGGUGAACUGCGCUCACCGUCUGUGACAGAUUUUUUGUGGGGACUAGAGAAUUCCGGCUGGCUCAAACACAUCAAAGCCAUUCUUGAUGCAGGAGUCUUCAUUGCGCGGGCAGUGGCCGAUGAGGGUGUGAGUGUUCUGGUACACUGUUCAGAUGGCUGGGAUCGGACAGCCCAGGCCUGCUCCUUAGCCAGUAUACUCAUGGACCCGUACUACAGAACUAUCAAGGGAUUCAUGGUGCUGAUCGAAAAGGACUGGGUUUCCUUUGGACAUAAGUUCUCUCACAGGUAUGGCCACCUCAACACUGAUCCCAAAGAGGUGUCCCCUGUCAUUGACCAGUUCUUGGAGUGUGUGUGGCAGCUGUCCGAACAGUUCCCAUGUGCCUUUGAAUUUAACGAGUGCUUCCUGGUGGCCAUACACACACAUGUUUACUCCUGCCAGUUUGGAAACUUCUUGGGCAACAGCCAGAAAGAGAAGAGGGAUAUGAGACUACAUGAGCGUAGUCACUCUGUGUGGCCUCAGCUGUGGUCGGAAAGGGCAGAAUUCUUCAACCCCCUGUACAAGGCUGAGCUCAGCCAGUGUCAGGGCGUCCUCAGACCUAAUACGAGCCCCUUCUGCUUCAAGAUUUGGAAAGGUCUCUACAAACACAUGGACAAGUCUUCCCCUCCUUCUCAAUCCCCUGCUGACCUUAUGUCUGUUGUCCGGGAGGAGCCCCAGCAGCUGGAAGAGAAGCAGGUCAUACAUCAGGAGCUAUCACCAGUAUCAGAGGAUCGCAGCAGUGACAGGAUGGAUAAUCACUUGAGAGAAGAAACAUGUUCCACAGAGGGGGAAUAACCACCUGCCACAGACACUGGGGGCUGAACCCACACCAAACCACUGGCAUGGGGCACAGCAGCCUCUCGUUCGUCCUCUCCAGAUCGCUGGUGAGCUGUCCCAUCUGCUGGAAAUCAGUUCAGCCUUUCGUCUCAGUUUACCAUGGGCUUACAGGAAACCUGUUCUUUGGACCACCCUACAUAUAAGAACACAUUGGCUGAGGAGUUAUUAUUAACUGCACUUUUGCAUUGUACAAACAAUAUCCAUCCAAUAUCCAUGUAUUUCAAGAAAAGAAAAGAAUACUAUCCUCCACAGAUGCUGUCUCAUCAUCUUGGGACAUUCAUUUCUAGAGAGCACAUUUGGUUGUGAAAACCUUAGCACAGAGACAAGACUGGAGUCAGUGUGUUCAGGGACACUAAGAGUCAAUGUGUUCUGAAGUGUGACAUUAUAACAUGCUGGCCACAACACUGAUAGAUAAGUCAACAACAGAUUAAUUUGGAUCUUUGGGAUAUACAAGCUCAGAGAGCAAUAUGGAAAUGGAAUAAGAUGCUGUUGGGGGGGGAAAGACAUCAUGUAUGUGAGGACUGAUCCAAUCGUGCUAGUGGGCCUUGUGUCGCAUGUGAAAAUGAUAUUACAAUUAUAAUUCCGAGACACUGCAGUAAAGUUUCUGGACUGUGCACCUUAAGGGUAGUCAGUGAUAGCUUGCCUCAGUGUGACAGGUCACUGUCAGGUCGACACCAAAUGGAACCAUUUGAUUGACUCUGAAGUCACUUAUUGCAUUUACCUCUCACAAGUUGCUCACAGGUUUGGGUCAACUUUUAAUUCACAUUUUGUUGUCUAGUUCAAGACCUACCAAGCUGGGUGUUCGGGUCAUCGAGGUGUGAAGAAGAACAGAAGUUCAGUUCAAUCCCACCAUCUCAUGAUAAAUCUCAGAACACAUUUGCUGAAUAACAACAUUUAAAUAGGUUCCGUGGCAUCAAGACAGUCAGUAUUAACAUAUCUCUUCUCUCUAACCCUUCCUGGUUAGUGGACAGGUGUGGAUGAGCCACGGGAUAUUUAUGUGAUGGUGUUGCAUCCUUGGGUUGGUUCUGAUGAGGUGGAACUCGUAUGCUGCAGAUUACCUAGAUUCAAAGUUAUAACACUAAAUACGUGUUGAAGGAUGAAAAGGGUAAAGUCUACCUUAUUGUUGAUUAAAUGUGAAAGCAUUUAAGAAAAAUGUCACUGUGUCACACAAUCAAACCAGAAGAUUUCAAACCAUUGUUUGCCCCUCUGUGUUUUACUACACAUUUUUUCCUGCCAGGAAUCUUUUUAUUUAUUUCUUUAUUUAUUUUUAUUUGAUAUUUGUGUGAUCAGUCAUAGAUAUGUACAUUUUGUAGCAUGUGGAGUGCAUUUAUUCAUAUGUGCAAUCAAUCUCCUGUCUCAAUAAAUGAAUGUUUUGAGUAAUAUCUUCAGUAUUCCUCCUGAACUCCUGACUUCGAGGACCGACUGAAGAGGUCUCCAAACUUCCUUGAACCGCGAUACUCGAAGCUACUGCUUUAAUGGAUACUUUUGAAAGGCCACGGUUUGGCUUUAAUGAGAAAUCAUUACAAAUCAUUAAA
This is a messenger RNA of Synchiropus splendidus (mandarinfish), 3518 nucleotides long. RefSeq names its product myotubularin-related protein 7-like. Gene Ontology annotation, molecular function: phosphatase activity. Lineage: Eukaryota; Metazoa; Chordata; Actinopteri; Syngnathiformes; Callionymidae. The coding region runs from base 229 to 1941 and encodes 570 amino acids. The transcript is spliced from 14 exons. The record is from RefSeq and is a predicted model, not a curated record. Gene Ontology annotation, biological process: dephosphorylation.